This is a messenger RNA of Acaulospora morrowiae, 284 nucleotides long. Lineage: Eukaryota; Fungi; Glomeromycota; Glomeromycetes; Diversisporales; Acaulosporaceae. The record is from the annotation of a GenBank genome assembly.
GUAAAUAUAAAUAUAAGGAGCAUACUGCAUAUGAACGGUGUGAUCAUCGUACUUUGCUUUGGUCGUUUCGAAGGAGAAUUCAUGCAGCCUAUGUUUCUGAAAUGGCCGCAUGUCGAUUGAUAAGGACAUUGAAGGAUUAUUUGCCGCAACAAAACGGUACCCUCAUGAUUGUUCAAAUAGUUUGCAAUCGGAAAGGUUCUUCAAAAACAUAUGGUUGUAAGAAUUCUUGUUCGAACACAAGUGCAGUUCGAGUUCAAGAAACUUCAAAUGAUGAUUCGAAAUAA